Cyprinodon variegatus (sheepshead minnow) is the source of this 1894-nucleotide messenger RNA. RefSeq names its product progestin and adipoQ receptor family member 6-like (gene paqr6). Gene Ontology annotation, cellular component: membrane. Bases 319 to 1602 code for a protein of 427 amino acids. Gene Ontology annotation, molecular function: signaling receptor activity. The record is from RefSeq and is a predicted model, not a curated record. Lineage: Eukaryota; Metazoa; Chordata; Actinopteri; Cyprinodontiformes; Cyprinodontidae. The transcript is spliced from 8 exons.
CUCCUUUUCUUUUCUCCCUGCCGCCCCUUAUUGUGCGCCCCUGUGUCCCCACAGGCGCGGUGCCCGGCGCUGACCGAGCUCACAGAAUAAAUAAGCAGGCCCCUGACAGCAGAGACACACAGGACUGCUGGCACUGGUGCUGACCCAGUUUGGCUCUUUUAUUUAUUUAUUUUUUUUAAAGUUCUUGCUGGGUAAGUGGGUUGAGGAGCCUCUGUGACCCACUUGCAUUAGAGCCUGAGGGUCUGUUGGUGUGGACAGACUGGACCUGGCUGCUGUUUGGGGACGGGAUGAGGAACUAUUAGAACCAGAACCUGAGAAAUGUCCACGCAGGGGUCGGUGCUGGCGCUGGGGAAAUGUCUGGCCUGUCUGGAGUUCAUGCUGUUUCCCGUGUGGAGGGGAAUAGGGGCCAGUAGCGCCGUCGGGUGGAGCCAGGGCUGGGGCCGCUGCCUGAGAUGGGAGCCGGACAGCAGAGACCGGGGCACCAGAAUCCCAGUGUUCGACUACCCCGUCUGGUUGGUGUUCUGCCGCCGAGGGCGUGCCAGGCUCAGGGAGGCGUGUCAGAGGGGGAGAGGUGCCAUCAGACUGCCCACAGACCUGCUGAACUUAAAACUGCCCCAGCUCUUCGACAUCCAUCAGGUUCCCAAGGUGUUCAGGGAGGACAGCAUCGUCUCAGGAUAUCGUCAUCCUCGGAGCUCCGCCAUGGACUGCAUCCUCAGCAGCUUCCAGAUGAACAACGAAACCAUCAACAUUUGGACCCACUUCCUGCCCACAUGGUACUUUGUGUGGCGUUUCUUGGCUCUGUGCUCCACCAUGAACUUCCUGAGCGACAGCUACACCUGGCCCCUGCUGGUCUACAUGCUGCUCAUCUGUAUUUACCCCUUCACCUCCAGCUGUGCCCACACCUUCAGCUCCAUGUCCGCAGAGUCCCGACACAUCUGCUACUUCUUUGACUACGGAGCUCUCAGCCUCUACAGUCUGGGUUGUGCCAUCAGCUAUGGGUAUUACGUGAUGCCAGACUGCUGGGUGAACAGUUGGAUCCAUCAACACUUUGUUCUCAUCGCCAUCGGGAACUCGCUGUUCUGUACCAGCAUUUCCUGCUAUUCCAGAUUCGUGGAGCUGCAGUUCCCAAAGAGAAGUAAAGCCUUACGAACAGGAGCGUUUGUUGUGCCCUUUAUUUUCGACACGGCCCCUCUGUUUUACAGGGUGCUGACCUGCUUCUGGGACGGCAGCAGCCCCAGUGACGCCCUGUCCAGUCACUGUUACCACCUCCUCUUCGCCUUCCUCACCUGCUUCCUGUUUACCGCCCACCUCCCAGAGAGGUUGGCCCCGGGGCGCUUCGACUACAUCGGCCACAGCCACCAGCUGUUCCACAUCAGCGCCGUGGUGGGAAGCCACUUCCAGAUGGAGGGCGUCAUAGCGGACAUGACGUCGCGCAGGGCGUGGUUCCAGCUCCACGGGGCCAUGCCGUCCUUCCUUGGGACCAUCGGGGCGCUCGCCGUCAGCCUCACCCUCAACCUGGCCGUCAUCGGCAUUUUCAGCGCCCCGCUGCUGUGGAGGACCAGAAACGGCUCCACCCAGCAGCAAGCCUGCAAGGAGCAGUAAGGAAACAAAAAAAAACAAAAGUAAAACUAAGGACUCAGUGGCUUUCCAAAGGAAAGGUGUGACUUUCCAUCAGCUGGUUUAACAGUUUUCUCACUCGGGUUAUUUUAAGGGCUCAUGUUUUUACCCAGCAGCUGAAGACCCGCCUUACUUUAUACAGCCUUGCUCUGACGCUGACGUCAAGGAAGGUUCCGGGUUGCAGGACGCUUGCUGUUUAACAACAACAUCUUAUUUGAAUGUUUUAAACCUCCAACCAGAAAAAAAACAUCUUGAAUUUAGCAAAUUUCUAAAAAAA